Messenger RNA from Pseudogymnoascus verrucosus, 885 nucleotides. RefSeq lists its product as uncharacterized. The record is from RefSeq and is a predicted model, not a curated record. The transcript is spliced from 2 exons. The coding region runs from base 1 to 885 and encodes 294 amino acids. Lineage: Eukaryota; Fungi; Ascomycota; Leotiomycetes; Thelebolales; Thelebolaceae.
AUGUCUCCUACCGUCGUCCUCAUCACCGGCGCCAACCGUGGCCUGGGCGAAGGAAUCAUCAAACGCUACCUCGCCAAACCAAACCACACCGUCAUCGCAGCAAACCGCAAUCCCGACGACCCAACCUCCAAAGCACUGUCCAACUUUCCCAUCGGCCCCGGAAGCAGUCUUAUAGUCGUCAAAAUCGAUGCCACAAGCGAGACCGACGCCCCUACCGCUAUUCAAGAGCUCAAAGGCCAAGGGAUUAACCACCUUGAUAUUGUCAUCGCCAAUGCUGCUUUCAUAGUUCCCUUUGUCAAGAUCGAGGAUGCUAAAAUCGCGGACCUGAGGGUUAAUUUUGAGACGAACAUUUAUGGGUUUUUUAUGCUGUAUCAGGCUACGCUGCCGCUGCUGCUGAAGUCACAGAGACCGACGUGGAUUACUAUCGGCUCGGGCGCUGGUUCUAUCGUGGUUAGUACCCCAGUCAGCUUGAUAUUCCUAACCCAGCUAACUAUUGGCGGCAGUGAGUUACUGUAUCCCCAUUCCCAUAUCAUCACAGUAUCCACCGAAUUUACCUACACCCUGCCCGUCCCUAAAACCCAGCUCAUGAAUCUUAGCAACCAACUCCCCGUUCCCAACGCCGUCUACGGACCCACGAAGGCCGCUCAGCACUGGCUCACCAAGCGAAUCAACGCCGAGGAGGAAAGAAUCUGUGCCUUCAUCAUGAGCCCAGGAUGGGUCCAGACACCUGGAGGGAACUCAAGCGCCCAGAUGUUAGGUCUCAAGGAGGCGCCUCAGCCGGUGGAUGAGACGUGUGAUGGGAUGGUGGCGGUCUUUGAUAAGGCUGGUAAGGAGACGCAUGGUGGGAAGUUCUUGACUUGGGAGGGGAAGGAGGAAUCUUGGUAG